This is a messenger RNA of Xiphophorus maculatus (southern platyfish), 1980 nucleotides long. RefSeq names its product nuclear factor 7, brain-like. The record is from RefSeq and is a predicted model, not a curated record. Gene Ontology annotation, molecular function: zinc ion binding; protein binding. The transcript is spliced from 2 exons. Bases 196 to 1581 code for a protein of 461 amino acids. NCBI's taxonomy places the organism in Eukaryota, Metazoa, Chordata, Actinopteri, Cyprinodontiformes, Poeciliidae.
AGUAGUGCUUCUAAAACUGCAGGUACAAAGGAAAUCCUUUAGAGGGCGCAAUAUUUGUGUCUAAAGUCUGGAAUUUCACGAGGGACUGUUGAAAAAGCAGGAACUAGUUCAGUGGGCGUCACAGAGAAAGAAACUCUCCAUGAGUAAACACCGAGGAUCAUCUUCAUCACCUGGUCAGUUUCAGUCGGAGACCAAAUGGCGUCCAGGUUAGAGGAGGAUCUCUGCUGUCCGGUCUGCUGCGACGUCUAUAAGGGUCCGGUUAUCCUGCCGUGCAGCCACAGCUUCUGUAAGGAAUGUCUGCAGACCUGCUGGAGAGUUAGAGCUGGACGCUCAUGUCCGGUUUGUAGAAAAAGAUCCGCAACAGACGCUCCUCCCUGUAACCUGGCUCUGAAGAACCUCUGUGAAUCAUUCCUACAGCAGAAAGACCAGAAAAUUUCAGAGGGUCUCUGCUGUCUGCACUCUGAGAAACUCAAACUCUUCUGUCUGGACCAUCAGCAGCCAGUUUGUCUCGUCUGCAGAGAUUCAGAUAAACACUCCAGCCACAGAUUCAGACCCAUAGAUGAAGCUGCUCAGGAUCACAGAGAGAAUAUGAAAACAUUUCUGGAGCCUUUAAAGAAGAAACUGGAGCUGAAGAAGGAAGUUAAAGAGAAGUUUGAUCAGACAGCAGAACAUAUGAAGGUCCAGGCCCGACACACAGAGAGGCAGAUUGUUGAGCAGUUUAAGAAGCUUCAUCAGUUUCUAGCAGAGGAAGAGGAGGCCAGGCUGGCUGCACUGAGGGAGGAAGAGGAGCAGAAGAGAGGGAUGAUGAAGGAGAAGAUGGAGGCUCUGAGCAGAGAGAUAGCAGCUCUUUCAAACACAGUCAGAGCCACAGAGGAGGAGCUGAGAGCUGAAGACGUCUCAUUCCUGCACAACUACAAGGCUGCAGUGGAAAGAGUCCAGCGCUGCCCCCUGCUGGAGGAUCCACAGCUGCCCUCAGGAGCUCUGAUAGACCAGGCCAAACAUCUGGGCAACCUGGCCUUCAACAUCUGGAGCAACAUGAAGAACAUGGUGACCUACACUCCUCUGGUUCUGGACCCAAACACGGCUGGGUCAAGACUCAUCCUGUCUGACGAUCUGACCAGUGGGACGUUUGGAGAGAAACAGCAGCUUCCUGAUAAUCCAGAGAGGUUUGGAGCAGAGUGGUCCGUCCUCGGCUCUGAGGGCUUUAACUCAGGGAACCACAGCUGGGAUGUCGAUGUUGGAGACAACAGAGUGUGGGUGCUCGGCGUGUUGGCAGAGUCUGUCCACAGGAAGCAGGACGUAAAGUCUGGACUAUCGGUUAUCUGGUUCUAUGAAGGGAUUUACUCAGCCGUCUGCCCGUCGGCUCCUUCCGCUGAUCUCUGCGUCCAGAAGAAGAUCCAGAGGAUCCGAGUGAAUCUGGACUUGGACGGAGGGAAUCUGUCCUUCUCUGAUCUGGACACGAACACACACAUACACACCUUCACACACACCUUCAGCGACAGGAUGUUCCCUUACUUCAGAAUGGUGAAAACAACCAGGAUCCUCCCGAUGGAGAUCUCAGUGAUCAAACAGCAGCUCUGACGUCACGACAUGGAGCUGCUGAUCAGAGUGAUCCUUAUCGAUCAGAUUGAAACUGAUCGAUCAGAUUGAAACUGAUCAUCCGGUUGCUUUCUGCUUCAGAUCCAGAUGCUACAAACUAAAUAUGACAGGAAGUGAAACUUCUUUACUUCCUGUGUGGCUCUGAUCAGAUCUUGAGUUUCAUGAAUCCAUCAUCUUUGUCUGAGUUGCAUCCAAAACAUCGAUACCAAGUCGGUAUCAGGAUCGGAAAAAGCUCAAUUCGGAUCGGAUAUUGAUCCUAUUAGUUAAUGGAUCAUUAGUUAACUUUAUCAACUAAAGCUUAGUUAAUAUUUUAGUUAAUGAUUUUUUAAAAAUGUUACUUUAAUUUCUCAACUCUACCUCAAAAAUGACUUUAUUUAGAUU